AUGGUUCGAGUAACAGUGGGAGAUUUGGCUACGGGAUUAAUGGCCAGUGGAGUUCACGAAUCUACAGACGCUUCAGUUCGCACGGCUUGGAUUAACAAUUUAUCUAAGCAAGGAGUAAUACAAGAAUUGAACCUUAGAGAAUUAGAAUUCGACGCCCAAUCGACGUUAGAUGAACUGCGUAAAGUUCUAGUGAAAGUCGUGCGUGAACAGGCAAAAGCGCCAGUACCGGUUGAAGGUACUGAUUCUGCAACUGCAACUGAAAACGAGGAAGAAACAGAAGAAAUGGCCCAGUCAGAAGCAGCAAAAUUAGAAUUCGUCCUCAGCAAGGAUGACUGCGAGAUUUUCGUCGAGCGACUGGACAUAAUGUUCAUGGCAAGAGAAACUAAAGACAAUAAAAAAGCAGCGAUUUUGCUAACUAGAUUGGACGAAGAUGCAUACAAAUUGAUAACAAAUUUAUGCGCACCAGCAAAGCCUGUAACAAAGGAUUACGCUGCACUGAUUAAAAUAAUGGGAGAUCACUUGGCGCCGAAACCCUCACAAGCGAUGGAACGCUGUACAUUCAACAUGGCAAAAGAUCAAUUCGUAUGUGGAAUCCGCGACCAGGAGACAAAAGUAGCAUUGUUUAAAGUCGAAGAUUUGACUUUUGAAAAAGCGUUAAAAGAAGCUCAAGCUAGGGAGAGCGCAGUGAAAAAUGCUUUAAGUUCGCUCCAGACCUUGGAUGGAAAGAGAACACAAAAUAAUGUUUUCAAAUUCAAGGCUACAAGCAAUAGUCAAAAUCGAAAUUCAAAUAUAAAGGCUGAUAGAAAGUCUGCCAAGUGUUAUCGUUGUAAUAGUGAAGACCACAACGCAGCUACGUCUUCAAGACCAGAGAUGAAAUACUUAGGUGGACAAGAAGAGGACAAAUUUGGAAAACAACGGGACGGCGAUGACAACAGCAGCAGUAACGAGAGCGAGGCCGAGGUGACGCCAUCAGAUAAGAAUUUGUAUAUGAGGGAUUUCUAUGUUCUGCGUAAAGGAACUUUCUAUACGGUCAUUUCUGAAAAUUUUAAAAGUAAAUAUUUUCCUGAAUUCCAAGUCGAACAGACGAAUAACGUGUUGUAUGGUUACAACGACUACGCGUUUCAUGUUACGGGAGAAUUAAAGAAUUUAAGAGUGAGAUUUAUCGGGCUAGAGAAGCGAUUAAAUUGUUUUUUUAUGCCAGGUUCGGGACCGCCGUUGAUUGGUAGGAAAUGGCUUGAGGCGUUUGGGUGCUGGCCGUUACAAAAUUUAAUAGAUAAACAAAGGGAGACGAAUCAAAUAUUUAAAAUUGAUAACAUGAAUGUUAAAGAGUCUAUUACUAGGAAUUUUCCUACAUUGUUUGAUUCGUCCCCAGGUUUAUAUAAUAAAAGUAAAGUAAACUUAUAUUUGAAAGAUGAUGCAAAGCCGAUAGCACUCAAGGCGAGACAUGUGCCACACGCGCUCAAGCCGUUGAUCAAAGAAGAAAUUGAUCGUUUAAUUAGAUCAGGGCAUCUUGAACGCGUUGAAACUAGCGAAUGGGCCACACCGAUCGUGUCUAUCAUGAAAAGCAAUGGCAAGGUGCGAAUAUGCGGAGAUUACAAAUUAACUAUAAAUCCGCAGCUAAUAAUUAACAAGUAUCCGUUGCAUCAAAUUGAUGAUAUUUUCGCGAUUUUACAAGGAGAUGAGCAUUUCUCACAAUUAGAUCUCUGUCAUGCGUAUAUGCAGUUUGCCAUUGAAGACAAAUGUAAAAAGUUUUUGACUAUCACGACCCACACGGGAUUUUUGCAAUAUACUAAACUGGGCGAAGGUGUAGCGUCAGGCCCAGGUAUUUUCCAGCAAAAAAUCGACGAAUGCCGCGCAGAAAAAAGCGAGUUUUUUAAAGACAAAAUUGAAGUACUUGGUUUCGUUAUAGAUCGUGAUGGCCUACACAAGGAAAAAUCAAAGGUUAAAGCCAUGGUUGAAGCGCCUAAACCUAUAUUAACUAAAGAAGUAGCAUCGUUUUUAGGUUACUUAUUUUUAUUCGCGGUUCUUAAAAAAUCAAGCAGUUAA
This is a messenger RNA of Copidosoma floridanum, 2046 nucleotides long. RefSeq lists its product as uncharacterized. The record is from RefSeq and is a predicted model, not a curated record. NCBI's taxonomy places the organism in Eukaryota, Metazoa, Arthropoda, Insecta, Hymenoptera, Encyrtidae.